AUGGUCCAGUGUGACAAAUGCGACGACUGGUUCCAUUUCGACUGCGUGGAGGUAAGUCAAGCUGUAGAGAAUCAAGAUUGGCUCUGCUCGGACUGCUAUGGGAAGCAGCAUGCCAAGAACAAGAAAUCUACGAAACCAACUCCCCCAACGGUACCGCCCGUAAGUACACUUGCAACCAUUGUAACAACUGGAACACUGGUUCCCAAAAUUACGAGUACGUCCUCUAUUAACGUGACAAGCACGUUUGUUACGUCCUCUAUGAUAUAUACGCCAAAUACACUAGUUUCUCCAUACAUGUUUAAUGCACCAAUGCCACCCCAUUCGCUAAUGCCACCCUGUUCAUACGCGCAGUCUUAUUAUAUGAUGCCACCCAAUACGCCAAUGCAAUUAAAUACUUCUAUGCCACCAAUGCCACUGAUACAAUCAUAUCGUCUGUCAAAUCCGAGUAUUUCGUCGUCGGGAGUGAACUACUACGACCGUUGUUACACAGUGCCAUCCAGUUUCAUUCAGCCCAUUCCGUCAGUGCCCUAUCCAGUUGUGUCUAGUGAUGUGGAACCAACCACCAUUCCAAUAGGAGGACAACCUAAAGAGCUGCCGGAGCAACUGCAUCCACGAUUUCCUCCGAAGACCAAGAAACAAGUUUUGGAGGAUAACAUGAGCCAGUAUUCCGAAGUCAGUUCCAGAAGGUCCACCAAACAGAGACAGUUGAAGUUGCAACUGCAAAUGUUGGACGACGAACGGAAACUACAGGAAGCGGAAGAAGCAAGCAAACGCGAGUAUAUUCACACCCGCAACCAGCUGAUGAAGGAGAUAGUCAACGAGGAGGAUUCGAUUGUGGAUGCUGAUGAAGGACUGUCAGAUGAACGAGUAGCGGAAUGGCUUAACGACGAGGCUCCUGCAGAAGUUCCAGUUUCGCAGAACCAAAGUCAGCUACCGGUAUACCAGUCAGUGGUUGUUCCACAACUAACGAAUGUGUGGACGUCGGUCGGACAGAUGCAGAUCCAGGACCGAGUGAAGAAUGUCAAUCAUCAAUCGACCGCGGUGGUAAGCAAAUUUGUUCCUAUGUUACGCUCUACUCCGAGACAGAUGCCCUCAGGUUAUGAAAACGGCAGCAACCUAACACAUAGCCAAGUCGCUGCUCGACAAGCCGUGUCACGAGAACUCCCAGUAUUUAGCGGCUCGCCGGAAGAAUGGCCGUUGUUCUACUCCACGUUUACGACAACGACCAACAUGUGCGGCUAUACCGCAGAAGAGAACCUAAUGCGGUUGCAGAAAUGCUUGAGAGGGAAGGCGUAUGAAGCAGUAAACUGCCGCUUGAUGCAUCCGGCUAAUGUUGUUGGUAUCCUGUCCACAUUGAGGAUGUUGUACGGGAAUCCCGAGAUCAUCGUGCAGAAUUUGAUAUCCAAGAUCCAGUCAACUCCAGCGCCGAAAGCGGACAAAUUAGAAACACUCAUCGAGUUUUCCCUUGCAGUGCAGAACCUUUGCGUAACGAUCGAAGCUUGCGAGCUGGAAGAGUAUUCGUACAACGUUGCUCUUUUACAUGAGCUUGUAGAUAAGCUACCUUCAGGGUUUAAGGUGGAGUGGGCCAAAUAUCGCCGUAACCUACCACGAGUACAUCUUUCGAUAUUCGCAAAAUGGUUGUAUGAGCUAGCAGAAAUGGUGUGUCCGAUCGCAAAUUUGCAUGGUAGCGGGGCUAGAGCACCCCAGGGUAACAAGAAAAACUCAGCGUUCCUUAAUGCUCACAGUGGGGAGACGAGCGGCGGUACGACGGACGAGACGAAUCAUCAAUCCAAUUCGAACCGAUUUGGGGCUAACUCUAGGGAGUGCCUGGUUUGUAAGGGAAGUUGUCCUAAUGUGGAGAAAUGCCAGCGGUUCACUGAGCUUGGAUACAACUCUAAAUGGGCAACUGUGAAAGAGUUCGGGUUAUGCCGGAAGUGCCUACGGAAACAUAAGGGACCGUGUAAAUCAAAGCAAGUUUGCGGCACAAACGGUUGCACUUUCAAACAUCACCAACUGCUCCACAACAAUCAACGUGAAGGAGCGCUGCGUUCCGGUAGUAGGGACUCGCAUUCCGCCACGGUGGCACAAGACAUAUCUGUACGCGAAUGCAACGCUCAUCAUAAGGCCACGAACAAGGGACUGUUCAGAGUUGCUCCGAUCGUCAUCCAUGGCCCGGUUAAAUCCAUCAAAACUUUCGCAUUUCUCGACGAUGGGUCCUCACUAACUCUAGUGGACGCAUCGCUAGUGCAAGAGCUGAAGCUACAAGGAACGCCGGAACCGUUAUGCCUUAAAUGGACAGGUAACAAGCGGCGGAUGGAAAGUGACUCAAUGGACGAGGUUGGACCUCGAAGUUUCAGGAACGGGAGAGACACGGAGUUGAUGUGCAAAGAAUAUCCCCAUCUACGAGGAAUCCCCAUCGAAUCGUACAUAAAUGUACAGCCUCGGAUCUUGAUCGGAAUCGAUAAUGCCAACCUGACAUUCCCACUCAAGGGAAGGGAAGGCAAGAUGUACGAGCCGAUCGCAACGAAAACGCGACUCGGAUGGAUUAUUCACGGAGGUUCGAACACCGGAGAGGCUGUUGUGGGACAUCAUAACCAUAGCGUUCAGACAUGUCCAUGCAGCGAACGAUCCGAUGGUAUGUUGCAGCAAGCCGUACGUGAAUACUUUUCUCUGGAUGGACUGGGAAUUUACAGACCGGAGAAGCAACUUUAUUCCGUGGCAGACCAGCGUGCGCAGCAGCUUAUGCAGUCAGCGUCAAAGACAGAGAGUGGGCGAUAUGAAGUUAGCCUGUUAUGGAAGUUCGACGAAUUCCGACUACCCAUCAGCAAACCUGUAGCUCUACGGCGCUUCCACUGCCUAGAGGCCAGAAUGAAGAAACAGCCGGAGUUGGCCCAAGUAUUGCGGGCGAAGAUCGAAGAUUAUCGUAAGAAGGGGUAUAUCAGAAAGCUGUCGGACGAAGAGCUGCAAGUUCCACAAGAACGAGUGUGGUAUCUCCCGUUGUUUCCAGUGUUCAACCCGAAUAAACCUGGGAAGGUGAGAAUUGUGUGGGACGCGGCUGCAAAAACUAAUGGUGUAUCGCUGAACUCGAUGCUGCUGACAGGGCCGGAUCUACUGACGCCUCUGUACUACGUGCUUUUCCGGUUCCGAGAGUUCCGCGUGGGACUUAGUGGUGAUGUGAAGGAGAUGUACUUGCAAAUGGCAAUGUCCAAGAAGGAUCAGCACUGCCUCAGGGUGUUAUGGUGUGAUGACGCAUCUGGAGAACCGAGCACCUACGUUACGCAGGUUAUGCCGUUCGGUACCUGUUGUUCGCCAAGUUGUGCGCAAUUCAUCAAAAAUCUCAACGCAAGCAAGAUCGAAGGGCAGUAUCCAGUGGCCGCGCAAGCCAUUAUCAAACAGCACUACGUGGACGAUAUGCUGGUGAGCGUCGAAUCUGAACAGGAGGCGAUCCAGUUAGCAAUGGAUGUGAAAUUCUUGCACGCCCAGGCUGGAUUCGACAUGCGAAACUGGAUUUCUAACUCCCCUGCAGUUAUGAAAGCCCUGAAGGAGAAUAACAAGGACGAAAUCAGUCUAAACAUCGGAGCAGAGCUGACGACCGAGAAGGAAGUAUGGCGAUCCGGAAUCGGCUGGGAUGAGGUGAUACCAGAAUGUCUUAACGAAAAGUGGGAGAAAUGGCUGGAGAUCCUACCCAUGGUACAGACUAUCAGCAUACCUCGCUGUUACCGGUCUGCAACGCAGUUGAGCCCGCAAACGAACAUCCAGCUACACACGUUCGUCGACGCUAGCUUGUCAGGUUACGCAGCGGUCGUCUACCUACGUUUCGAACAGGGCAGUACUGUGGAGCCGCAGUCAUUGGAGUCGCAGUCGCUGUCGUUCAACGUUCACCAGCGGUUCUUUUGGAGUGACUCGAGGGACGUCUUAUGCUGGAUCCGGUCAGACCAUCGCAGAUAUUCGCAAUUCGUUGCCUUCCGUGUCAGUGAAGUCUUGGAAACCACGGGAAUUACUGACUGGAGAUACAAGUGCUCGAAAGAGAACGUUGCUGACGAAGCUACAAAAUGGCAGGGGUUUCCCGAUCUCACCGAAGACAGCAAAUGGUUCAAAGGUCCAAAAUGCUUGUGGGAGCGCAGUGAUAGCUGGCCAUCAAAUCCAUACGAAGAUGAGCAUACCGAGGAAGAACUACGUGCAAACCUGUUUCAUCAUCGAGUUGAACCCGAACCAAUCAUCACCGUUCAAGACUACUCUCAAUGGGAGCGGUUGCUUCGCGCCACAGUCACAACAUUAAGAGCAGCACAACGGCUUCGCAGCACAACGGAAGAAGCAGAAGGCAGCAAAGGAUCUCUCACGGACGAAGAAUUGAAGCAGGCCGCCAACUAUCUGUACCGACUGGCUCAAACAGAAGGAUUUCCGGAUGAAAUGGGCGUUCUAAGGGCUAAAGUGGACAACAAGGUGCUACCCAAAUCAAGUUCGAUCUACACACUCAAUCCGUUCCUGGACGAGCAACACAUACUACGAAUGCAAGGCAGAAUCAGUGCAUGUGAGUACGCUUCCAUGGAUGCUAAGAAUCCGAUUGACAGGCACAGGCCGGGAUCUAUGAGCGACCGGCGACAAGGCUCGCAGUUCUAG
Messenger RNA from Topomyia yanbarensis, 4620 nucleotides. RefSeq lists its product as uncharacterized. Bases 1 to 4620 code for a protein of 1539 amino acids. Lineage: Eukaryota; Metazoa; Arthropoda; Insecta; Diptera; Culicidae. The transcript is spliced from 4 exons. The record is from RefSeq and is a predicted model, not a curated record.